Poeciliopsis prolifica (blackstripe livebearer) is the source of this 736-nucleotide messenger RNA. Its product is annotated as small integral membrane protein 30-like. The coding region runs from base 96 to 278 and encodes 60 amino acids. The record is from RefSeq and is a predicted model, not a curated record. The transcript has a single exon. Lineage: Eukaryota; Metazoa; Chordata; Actinopteri; Cyprinodontiformes; Poeciliidae.
GUCACCUGACUUUUUUCCUUUUUUUUAACGCAGGCGCAUCUGCUUCUAGAAAAGCAACUGAACGGGCGACAGAUAAACAGGAGAAAGAGACCAACAUGGCUGAGGCUCCAAGCGGCGCGGCUCUCGUGUGGCUGCUGGUCUUCUCCUCCCUCGUCCCCGCGGCGGAGGCGUACGACGCGGGCGACGCUCUGGCCCUGCUGCUGUUCUCCGUCCUGGCCGUGACGGGGUUCUGCGUCGGCCUCGGCUGGUACGCGCGGAGGCGGAAUGGGCCGCUCUGAAGAACGGAGGACCUCCGAGAUAACGUCGCCUCCCUGUGCCGCGUUAAACCUCCCGGUGCACGCGCCCUGCGGUCUACGGAUCUGUUGGCGCAGGUUCUGCUCUGAAACGUGCCUUAUUGGAGCUGAUUUUCCAAACCAAAAACUCGGGGCGGAGGGGGAGGACCACGUGAAACACAGAAAGGAAACAUCCAGGAAGUGUGCGAGCACAACACUGUGAUUAAGGACCAAACACUGUUGCCUUCCAUGCACAAAGACUUUCUCGAAUAUCUGCUUAAAAUGCCCUGUUCCUCUUUAAACAGAUUUCUUGGCUUUAAACGAUCACUGUGGUUACUUGAUCGAUACGAUCAAGCAUUGAUUGAUUCUGAUGUGUGACGAUCACAUGACUUCGCUUUGGAAAGUUUGAGCUAAUAGUUCUGCUUACAGCUUUUGUAAAGAAUAAACGCAUUGAAUCAAACUUC